Dromiciops gliroides (monito del monte) is the source of this 1963-nucleotide messenger RNA. RefSeq names its product atlastin GTPase 3 (gene ATL3). Gene Ontology annotation, molecular function: GTPase activity; GTP binding. The coding region runs from base 239 to 1798 and encodes 519 amino acids. The record is from RefSeq and is a predicted model, not a curated record. Gene Ontology annotation, biological process: protein homooligomerization; endoplasmic reticulum organization. Lineage: Eukaryota; Metazoa; Chordata; Mammalia; Microbiotheria; Microbiotheriidae. The transcript is spliced from 14 exons.
CUCGCCCGCCCGCCCUCAGGCCCGGCCCGGCCCGGCCCCGGCCCGCCCUCUCCCUGCCGCCCGGGCUGAUGAGGAGGCGGCUCCAUGUUUUCUUUUCUGCGAGCGGCGGCGGCGGCCUCAACAGAAAGCGGGGAGAACGAAGCACCAACUGAAAAAUCGGGCCGGGAUUCAGCAAGCGUGUCCACUCCUCAUAUUUGGUGUUUCUCCAGCAGCAGUACCAGAGCACGGCGGUGACAUUAUGGAGCCCCCCGCACCCCCCGGCCCCGUGCAGGUUGUCCUGGUGAACAAAGAGGAGCAUUCUUUCGAGCUGGACGAGAAAGCCUUGGCCCGGGUCCUCUUGCAAGAGCAUGUCAGGGAACUUGAUGUGGUCGUGGUGUCAGUGGCCGGAGCAUUCCGCAAGGGCAAGUCUUUCUUUCUGGACUUCAUGCUUCGCUACAUGUAUAACCAGAAGGAAGGAGGCCAUUCCCAGUGGCUGGGUGACGACAAUGAACCGCUGACAGGGUUUUCAUGGCGGGGGGGCUCGGACCCCGAAACCACCGGAAUUCAGAUCUGGAGUGAGAUCUUCAUCGUGGAAAAGCCUGGUGGGAAGAAGGUUGCAGUUAUCCUGAUGGACACUCAAGGUGCGUUUGACAGCCAUUCGACCGUGAAGGACUGUGCCACCAUUUUUGCCCUCAGCACCAUGACUAGCUCUAUCCAGAUUUACAAUUUGUCCCAGAACAUUCAGGAGGACGACCUACAGCAGCUGCAGCUCUUCACGGAAUAUGGUCGCCUGGCAAUGGAUGAAAUUUUCCAGAAGCCCUUCCAGACGCUGAUGUUUCUGAUCCGGGACUGGAGCUUUCCCUACGAGUACAGCUACGGCCUGGAGGGAGGAAUGGCAUUUCUGGAGAAGCGCUUGCAGGUGAAGGAACAGCAGCACGAGGAAAUUCAGAACGUCCGAAAUCACAUUCGCUCCUGUUUUACCAGUGUCAGCUGCUUUCUCCUGCCACAUCCAGGCCUCCAAGUGGCCACCAGCCCGACCUUUGAUGGAAAACUGAGAGACAUCUCUCCUGAAUUCAAAGAACAGUUACAGGCGUUGAUACCGUUUGUGUUAGAUGCAAACAAGUUAAUGGAGAAGGAGAUCAACGGCUCCAAAGUCACCUGUCGGGGUCUGCUGGAGUAUUUUAAGGCCUACAUUAAGAUUUACCAAGGAGAAGGACUGCCUCACCCCAAAUCAAUGCUUCAGGCCACUGCGGAAGCCAACAACUUAGCUGCAGCAGCAUCUGCCAAGGACCUGUAUUAUAACAACAUGGAAAAGGUCUGUGGAGGGGAGAAGCCCUACCUGGCGUCAGAAACGCUGCAGGAAAAGCACCACGAGUUCCGGAAGCAGGCCAUGGACCAGUUUAGGAAGAGCAAGAAGAUGGGGGGCCAGGACUUCAGCCUGCGCUACCAGAGCGAGUUGGACAAGGAGAUCCAGGAGCUGUACAGCCACUUCGUCAAGCACAAUAGCAGCAAGAACGUGUUCAGUUCCUUCCGCACGCCGGCCGUGCUCUUUAGCUUCAUUGUGCUACUCUAUGUGAGCUCGGGCUUCACGGGUUUCCUGGGCCUUGAAUCGGUCACCCAGCUCUGCAACUGCAUGCUGGGCCUGCUGCUUGUCUCCCUGCUGACCUGGGGUUACGUCCGCUACUCGGGCCAGUACCGUGAGCUGGGCGGUGCCAUCGACUCCAGCACCAACUUUGUCCUGGAGCAAGCUUCCUCUUGCAUAAGUAAUUCCACUUCUGAGGCUGUUGGGAGAACGUUCGAAGAUAAGAAGUGCCAAUAAAGGUGGGGAGCUGGCCCAAGCGCGCCGUGCCUUGGCCGUGAUGGGCUUCCGGGUCAGGCCUUCUAUGGCAGCCAGAGCAAGCCUGUGAGUGGGACGACUUCCUGGAAGACUCGAAAUACAAUGCUGUAAUAAAUGGAGCAGACGUUUGCCUGUGGCUUAAACCCA